AUGGCGUCCUUCGGGAUGGGACCAUCCCGACGUAACCUGGAUGCCAACGCCGGCAGAGAGGUGGUGUAUUGUCAUUCCUGCGCGCACGAGUGGUAUAGUGACGAGCACCCGCCGAGACUGGAGCCCGAGUGCCCGAGAUGUCAUAGUGAGAUUGUAGAGAUUGUCGAGCCAGGAGAGAACGACCCUCGUAUCGGAGCUGGUGGCUUCGGCCUCGGUGGUGGUGGCUCCGGCUCUUAUUUUCGCCGCAAUGCUGCUGGCGAGGACUCGGACCCCGAAGAAGACGAUAUAGAGAAUCAUCUCCCCGGCGGCCCUGCUAGAAGCCCGUUCGGACAAGGUUUGUUCCCGCCGUCACCUGGUGCGCCAGAUGGGGAUAACAAUCGACCUGGCGAUGAGGUGUUUAACCGUUUCUUCGAGCUUAUUAUGCAUGAUCUGGGCGGCGGUAGACACGUUCGCGAGAGCCAGGGUGCUAACAACAAUCCCGGCGCCGGCGCCGCCCCAUCAACACCACAGCCGGGAAGACACGUUCACUCGGCGACAUUUACAUUUGUCUCGGGACCAGGAGUGAGGCCAAACCAGCCGCCUCCCAUUCUGCCCCUCUUUGGACCGUAUGCUAGAUCCCACCCUCGCCAUCCCUAUCAUCAUCAUCAUCAUUCUGGACCACAUCGCACCGUGACGUUUGUAACAGGGGGCAAUGUUGCUGACGGUGAUCCACUCAACAGGAUGUUGGCUCACGUUAUGGGCGUUCCUAAUGUGGGCGGCCCUCAGGAGCAAGGUCAGCCCGGAAAUAGUGCAGCUGGGCCCCCUCCGAUGGGUGGUGUGUUUGCACUGCCGCAGUUGCUUUCGACUAUCAUGAACCCAGCCGCGGCGGUUCAUGGCGAUGCUGUGUUCACCCAGGAAGCGCUCGAUGGAAUCAUCACACAGCUCAUGGAGAAUUCUCCUCAGACGAACGCUGCCCCGCCGGCUUCCGAGACUGCGAUUGCGAGCUUGGAGAGGAAGAAAGUCGACGCCGAGCUGCUUGGACCGGAGGGCAAAGCCGAGUGCACGAUUUGUAUCGACGAAUUCAAGAUGGGCGACGAGGUGACGGUGUUGCCGUGUAGCCACUGGUACCACGGCGAGUGCGUCGUCCUCUGGCUCAAAGAGCACAAUACCUGCCCCAUCUGCCGAAAGCCGAUUGAGAACCGAGAAGAGAACAACGCUGGUGACAACAGCAGCAGCGGUCAGCGGUCACCUAGUGCCGAUCAGGCGGCUUCUUCGUCAUCACAUACGCAACAGCCUGGGCAAUCUUCGAACGAGGGUGCGCGAGUGUUUGCGACCUUUUCUCCACGAGUCACUGCUCCCAGACCAGAGGAAGAAGGAGCGUCGGGUUCUUCGACUGGCUAUCAAAUUCCGACGUUGUUUAGCAGCUACACCUCGCGGGUUAGGACGCCGCAGGAGAACCAGGAACGACUUGAACGUAUGGCUGGAGGUGGUGGUGGUCAGCGCCGUAGCUCGGCUUCCCCGCCCGGGGCCUGGCCUGAGGAUGAUACUGCCGAGCCUAGGUCAUCUAGGCAGAGGAGUCCGUCGAGGCCGAGGGAUGAGAACUGGGAUGGGAAUAACAGCGGGAGCGGCACUCCGGGGGAGAGUAACAGACGGAGUUACUUUUCGAGCUUUACGUCUGCUGGACGGGAUCAACAGCAGCAGCAGCAGCAGCAGCAGAGGGAGGGGUCGUCGUCUUCGAACAACAAUAACAACGGUGGCAAUGGUGGGAGUAGUGGUGGUGGUGGUAGUGGUGGUGGUAUUGCUUCAUGGAUUAGAGAUCACUGGACUAGGGACCGAGGCAAUGGGAAUGGGAAUGGGAAUGGGAAUGGGGGACGACGGUGAGGGGGGAGAGAGAGGGGGUGUGUUGAGUAAUGUUUAUGGCGACUAUGACUUUUUCAUCGUGCGGUUUGGUCAAGGUGGAGAGAGACGAGCUCUCGCUCAAGGAUUUAUUCAGCAACAGGAGGAACAGCAACAACAACUUUUAGUACAUGCUUCUUGUCUUUGGGUUUUGGGGUGAGGGGGUAUUUAUCGUUAAUGAUUGGUUAGGGUCGGUCUGUCGGUUGGCGCAGGGAGUUUGGGAUGUUUUUUUGUCGGACUACUUACUACUAAGGGACUUGAAGGUUCAUUGAUGGGAAAGGGAGACAGAGGGUGAUGAUGAGAUCAUGGCAUGCAAACUUUGUACUUGUACCUCUUUUGCUAAGGGUUCACAUCCAUUGCGAACUUUCAACGGGGCAUUGUGGGACAGCACAUCAUGGCAUAUCAUCAUAUCAUCUGUUAGACUUCUAGCUGCACAUGCAAUUGGAGAUUGGCAUGGAGAUAUGGGAAUGGGGCAAGCAGGCGAGGAGGGUUUUUUGGGGCGUUGUUAGUCAGGGAUGUAGGGUAUAUAUGUAGAAGUUUGUAGGUGGUGGUGAAUGAAGUGUGCAAACCGAUUGAUACUGCGUAGAUUGUGGUCGCCUGACAAGUACUAGUCGG
This is a messenger RNA of Podospora bellae-mahoneyi, 2490 nucleotides long. RefSeq lists its product as uncharacterized. Bases 1 to 1860 code for a protein of 619 amino acids. Gene Ontology annotation, molecular function: ubiquitin protein ligase activity. The transcript has 2 exons. Gene Ontology annotation, biological process: protein ubiquitination. Gene Ontology annotation, cellular component: cytoplasm. The record is from RefSeq and is a predicted model, not a curated record. Lineage: Eukaryota; Fungi; Ascomycota; Sordariomycetes; Sordariales; Podosporaceae.